Aspergillus heteromorphus CBS 117.55 is the source of this 1792-nucleotide messenger RNA. RefSeq names its product putative carboxylesterase. NCBI's taxonomy places the organism in Eukaryota, Fungi, Ascomycota, Eurotiomycetes, Eurotiales, Aspergillaceae. Bases 1 to 1734 code for a protein of 577 amino acids. The record is from RefSeq and is a predicted model, not a curated record. The transcript is spliced from 5 exons.
AUGCGGAUCACUCACGGCCUGCUGCUCGCGGCCAGCGCGGUGCCCGCCUUGGCCACAUCGCCUCCGACCGUCGAUCUGGGCUACGCGACCUACCAGGGCUACCUCAGCAGCUACGGGUUGAACACCUGGAAAAGUAUCCGGUAUGCGGCCCCUCCGGUGGGCAAGCGGCGGUGGCAGGCCCCUGUACCGCCACUGCAGAACAACACGCAGAUCACCCUGGCCGUCGACCAGCCUCCCGUGUGUCCACAGUCCGGGGCAGCCGGGACGCCGUACGUGUACGGCUUCAACUCGGGGCCGGGCGAUGAGGACUGUCUGUAUCUGAACCUGUAUGCGCCGCCCAACGCGACGAACCUGCCCGUGCUGCUGUGGAUCCAUGGCGGCGGAUACGCGCUAUUUGGGGCGGAGUAUGACCCCAGCCCGAUGAUCAACACGAACAACAACGGGUUCAUCACCGUGGAGAUCCAGUACCGGUUAGGAGCGUUCGGGUUCCUCUCAUCAGACGAGGUCAAGGAGCACGGGCAGACCAACGCCGGACUGUUGGACCAGCGGUUCGCGCUGGAAUGGGUGCAGGAGCACAUCGCCAAGUUCGGGGGGAUCCCACACGCGUCACCAUCGGCGGCGAGUCGUCGGGGGCUGGUGGGGCUGACCAGACAGAUCAUCGCCGCGAGCGCAUACUCGCCGCCCAGCUACAAGUACAAUGACGGCGUGCCGGAGCAGCACUACCGGCGGUUCGCGGAGCUGGUGGGUUGCGGUGCUGAGUCUCUGGAUGGGAGAUUCGCCAGCACGUUCGACUGCCUGGUGGCGGCGCCCAGUGCGCAGCUGCAGAAUGCCAGUGGGACGGUGUCGACGUCGGGGCUGUUCGGAACAUUUGGAUUCCUGCCAGUGGUGGAUGGCGAGUUCCUUCAGGAGCGGCCGUCGCUGCAGUUGUCGCAGGGAAGAGUCAGUGGGAAGCGGAUCCUUGUUGGUAACAACGCCAACGACGGCGUCCCCCUCACGAACCCCAACGUCGUCACCCGCGCGGCCUUCAACGCCUACAUCAACACGACCUUCCCCCUCUUCACGGCCGCCGACGUCGCCGCUCUAAACACCAUCUACCAGACCUCGACGACCUCCCCAACAGACAACGGUCCCCGCUACGACACCCUCGGCACCACCCCACCCACCGCACUCAACCAAUCCGAGAUGGCAACGGGUCUACAGCAAACCGUCCUGAACAUCUUCGCCGAAACGACCUUCGACUGCCCCGCAAAAUGGCUGGCCGAAGCAUUCAGCCAACCGCACACUGCCCUCGAAGCCUGGAAAUACCAGUACUCCGUGACCCCGGCCUACCACGGCGCGGACCUGAACGCGUAUUUCACGGCGGAUGAGCCGGCGUGGCCGGACGCGGGCUUCAGCACCGCGUUCCAGAGGAUGUGGGGCCAGUUUAUCAUGGCGGAUAGUCCGGUGAUCCCAUUUGGGGUCGCGACGGCGGGGUAUAGGAAUGCCACCGUGCCCAGGAAUGGGAGCUGGCUGGAUUGGCCCCGCUAUGAGAGAGGGUUUCCCGUGCAGAUGGACCUGAAUACCACCGGGGGUUAUCUGGUGCAUGAGACGGUGACGACGAACUUGUCGUAUUGGGUGCGCGAGGGAGAGGGCAUUGUGAAUACGUUCCGGUUGGUGGAUGCGGAGAAGUGGGAGGAGGGCCGGGGCGACAGGUGUGAUUUCUGGAGGGCAGUGGGCGCGAGAGUCCCCCAGUGAGCCCAGUGUAGGCGAAUGAGUGAUGGAGAAACAAGAUAGACCAUUUAGACUACUGCAC